AUGAAAGCCCUCGCCAAGAACCCUAAUUUCCGAUCCACUUCACUUUCCUCUCUCAAAUCCGUUGAAAACUGCCUUUCAUCGAUGAGCAUUGAACGUUCUGCUCUCGGCCGAAUUUUCGACAUGUACCCGCAACUUCUCAAUUCCGAUCCCUACUCUGACCUCUACCCAAUUUUUGAUUUUCUGCUUAACGAUGUUCAUAUCCCAUUCCCCGAUAUCCGAAAAUCCAUAAUUCGAUGUCCAAGGCUCUUAAUUUGCAGUGCAGAAAUAUUAUUGGUUUCUAGUGUGGAGGGUACUUUGAUGCCCAAAUUGGAUUAUUUGAUGAGUUUGGGGUUGGAAUAUGAGGAAGUGGUGAAUAUGGUGUUGAGGUCACCAGGGUUGUUAACGUUUAGUAUAGAGAAUAAUUACAGGCCAAAGGUGGAGUAUUUUUUGAAUGAGAUGAAUGGGGAUGAGAUGUUGAGGUUUAGUGAUGGAGAGUUUAAUGCAAGGCUUGUAGAGAUGCGGCUGCGGUUAGUUGUUGAGGCACAGUUGUAG
Messenger RNA from Ilex paraguariensis (yerba mate), 531 nucleotides. NCBI's taxonomy places the organism in Eukaryota, Viridiplantae, Streptophyta, Magnoliopsida, Aquifoliales, Aquifoliaceae. The record is from the annotation of a GenBank genome assembly.